ACACAGGAUGACAACUUGCAGAGUUGAAGUCGCCGCCGUGUCGAUAAGGACUGAACUGCAGAUGCAGCCGAGCGUUAAGAGGAGGAGGAGAAGGGUCGCGCAGAGUCAGAGGUGCUGAUCCAAUUUACGCAUCACUUUAUUUCCAUUUCAGCGCAAACUCCGAGCAGAGAGAGGGGAACGAUUCCUGCAGCGGUGCUGGGGUUGGACGUCUUCUUCCACAUUUCCUCACCUGAAGUGUCCCUCACCUUCCCUCCCCGGCUCGAUUGAAGGAAAACCACUUGACAGACUUGAAGAGCUUUGCCCCGAGGCGAAGCAGAGCUCAUAUAUAAAGCCGGGUGAAGGACACUAACACGCUGAGAAGUGGAAACUGUGGCUGCAUCAACCAUGGAGGUCUAUAUCACUUGGAGGAAACUUACUUUGCUCUCAUUCACCUUCGUGUGGGGGCUCUCAGGCGUAUGGGCCCAAAUCGUGAUGCCCCAAACAAAUAUGGAUGCGAUCAAGGGUCAGCUGGUGGUGCUGAGAGCCUCGUACAGCACGCAGACAAACAGUGACCCUACCACACACACCAUCAUCUGGAACUUCGUCUCUAACAACAGCCAGCUGAUCAUCUCCUACACCAAAGGCUCCAUGAGCUUGGGGAGCUCCCAGUUUAAGGGCCGCGUUGGUUUCAACUCCAGCCCGCCCUCGAAUAGGGAUGUUUCAAUUUAUAUCAACAACACCAAGGAGUCUGACUCAGGACGGUACCUCUGUCAGAUCAUCAUUCCUGAAGAUCCAGGUUUAACCAACGAGCUCAGCCUGGACGUUAAGGUUCCUCCCGCUGUUCCUAAGUGCUCUAUAUCAGGGAAGGCGGUGUUGAAGGGAAAUGUGACUCUGAGCUGCAGUUCCAGUUCUGGGAAGCCCAUUCCUAUGUACAAGUGGAGGAAAACCAGUCCCACCAAUGAGGUCUUCUUCUCACCCAUGCUCAACGAGAAGGCCGGCACUCUGAAGCUGAGCAACCUGAGCAGUAACAUGUCAGGGAAGUACGAGUGUCUGGCCAGCAACUCAGCUGGAACACAGGCCUGCGUCAUCAACCUGGAGAUCAUCUCCACCAACAGAGCUGGGGUUAUCGCUGGCGCCACGGUGGGCUCAGUGCUUGGCGCCCUCUUCCUCCUCCUUAUCUGCUAUUUCUUCUUGGUGAAGAAGCGGAGAGACAUUGAGGACGACAUGGCCAAUGAAAUCAAGGAGGACGCUCAAGCUCCCAAACGUGUGUCCUGGGCUAAGAGUGGCAUGGGUUCAGACAUCAUCUCCAAGAAUGGCACCCUGUCCUCCAUCGCCUCCAGCCCUCACCACAAAGAGUCCUCCCACCACAACAACCACCACCACCACCACCUGCAGCAGUACCCCCAGCGCCCGCCCUCAGACACCGCCUCCAUCAUCACCGCCACUGGCAGCAUGUCCGGUUACCGACCAUCCCGCCACCAUGGCGCCUCCACCCCCACCCACUACAGCUACAACAACAAUACCACCCUGCCGUGCGGACAGCCCGUCCCCUCCGAGGCCAGCACCAACGGGAGCUCCCUGCCCAGACCUGAACGCUCCACCCAGCUGCCCCAGGCUCAGGUGCUGCCGCAGACCUACAACCAGGCCGUUCCUCGGCCGCCACCACUGCCCACCUCCACAGUCACAGCCUCCAACAUCACCCGCAUGGGAGGGGUGCCCAUUAUGGUGCCUGCACAGAACCAGGCCGGAUCUCUGGUCUAACAUCUGCCAGCGCUGGUUCCACAGUGCUGUUGACAGAAGCCCUUCACACUCAAAAAAAAAGGGACGUCUGCUGAUUUCUUUUUUUAUUUCUUUGUCUUUAAGGGAACGUUUUAAUUACUCUUUUAAAGAAUUACUCUAGAAGAAAAGAUCAAACUCACUUAUUCGCGCCAAGACGCUUCAUGGCAAGACUUUCAGACACAAACUGUUUACUUGCUUUAAGUAUACGUAUGUGUUUUAUAUUCUGUAUGCACUGUAUUUGUCAUACAUUUGUCCAAUAUCCUCUUUUCUACUGUACCUGUUUUUGUUUUUUUUUAGCUUUAAAAUGUAUAAUGUAUUACACGUUUUUAAUUCUGUCGUACUAAUUCCACAAAGUGAACAGCACCGGGUCUUACAGAAGAAGAAGAAGAAGAAGAGUUCUGCAGGUCUGCUGCACAUGAUCCAUCAUCUUUACUUAAAAACUACCCAAGGGAGGGAUAAUCAUGACCAAUAUAGGUUUAAGCACAUUAUAUCAGCACUGUCUGGAGGAGAGAAUGCUGCUCAAAGGGAAGCCGGUGAGGACAGAGUGUAAUAUAUGAAGUUCUAUAAAUGAAAGAUAAAACAAUUUUAUAUGAUAAAGUAUCCUAUACUUGUUUUUGGCUUUACUUCUCGCAGUAGUUCAUCCUAUAAAAUGUUUUAGACUCAAUUGUUUAGACACAGAUUAGUAAAAGAUUUUUUUUUAAUGAUAAAUAAGCACUAUUCAGAACUGCAGUAUGUUGCGGAUACACACUUGAGUUGUAAUAAUUUAAAGUUGCCUGCAGCGUUGGAAAUUGUAAAUAUGAUAUUUAUUUUCUGUUAAAUGUGUGACAUGCAGCAUAACAUAUUGUCGGCCACAGCCUGUAUACACUGCCUGCGACACUGGAUACCGAACCAAAGAUAUACAGUACGUAACGCUUCAGUUCGUCAACACGCUCUCUCUCUAUAUAUAUAUAUGCUGUAGUUUAUUUUAUGGUGUAAAGGACAAAAAAAAACUGUUUUAAUGAACGUGACAUGGAAGAAUUCACUGCCAAACGCUGGAGGCUGGAGGUUUUUUUAGAUGAAUGAGAAAUGAUAACAGGAAGUUUUGUGAAGAGUCUUCAAGGUGCCUCAUGAGAGAUCUCCUACCAUAGUGAGAAGAUGAUGAAGUUUGAAUUUCCCCUUAAAGUUGGAGGAGUACAUUUGCAGCCUACAGAGUAUUGUAGCAAAUAUACAUGUCGGAUUAAUACUACUGAAGCAGAUAAACACUGGAGGCUGGUUUUCAUCUUAAAUGAAUAAAUAUCAGAACAGCUGAAGCUCAUGAUACGUAAAGACUGCUCCACUCCCAGUCAUUAUGAUUCUACUCCGUUUUUAUAUUCAUUGUUAAAUGUAUGUCAGGGUCAGAAUGAACCCACGAUGGCUUCAGACUUAAAGGUUAAAGCACGUUUACACAGAACGGUUUGAGAAGGUAACACGGUCGGUGAUAUCUCGAGUAACUUAAGCAGUGUCAUUUUUAAUUGUAACUUCUUUUCCUGGCCACGUUCAAGUCACACAAAUGCCUCCUUAAGUAUGAUUUGAUGAGGAAAAGAAAAGAUCUGCUGUAUUGUCGAUACACUGGAGCACAUGUUUGGAUGUUGGAAUAAUCUGAAGUGAACCGAAAAGGAAACAUGAGGCAGCGACAUGUGAAAGUGUGUGGAGUACAUUAUGAACUUUUAAAUGUAUUCGAGACAAGCCUUUAUUUUUAUACAGUGUAUGUGUAUGUAUAAGAGCACAUGAGCAGAGUUUAUGAAUAGUAAGUGCUUAUUGUCAGUCAGUUAUAAACCAUGAUGGAUUGUAUAACUACUGUGGCCAAACUUGUGCUCAUGUACAGUAUACAGAAGGCCUGAACUGUGGACGUUAAUGUGCAGUGUGCACUUGUAUCCUCCAUAUUUAUGUUCAUGGAAAACGCUUUGUAUAAUAUUUUCAAUUAAAAGAGAAG
Molecule: messenger RNA, 3709 nt
Organism: Larimichthys crocea (large yellow croaker)
Lineage: Eukaryota; Metazoa; Chordata; Actinopteri; Sciaenidae
Gene: esama
Product: endothelial cell adhesion molecule a
Exons: 7
Coding region: 385-1740 (451 amino acids)
Biological process (GO): homophilic cell-cell adhesion
Cellular component (GO): adherens junction; plasma membrane
Molecular function (GO): cell-cell adhesion mediator activity
Source: RefSeq, a predicted model, not a curated record